This is a messenger RNA of Thrips palmi, 1054 nucleotides long. RefSeq names its product cytochrome c oxidase assembly protein COX11, mitochondrial (gene Cox11). The record is from RefSeq and is a predicted model, not a curated record. The transcript is spliced from 4 exons. Gene Ontology annotation, molecular function: copper ion binding. The coding region runs from base 282 to 989 and encodes 235 amino acids. Lineage: Eukaryota; Metazoa; Arthropoda; Insecta; Thysanoptera; Thripidae. Gene Ontology annotation, cellular component: mitochondrial inner membrane.
GUCCGCCCGCCUGUCUAGCAGACGACGUUCUGGCAGGCAGUCUGCUUGGAGCUUGAAGUUGACCCUCUUGUCUGAGGAAAAACAUAUUGGUUUUCUGGGUGUCUUGGCCAAACAAUGAGGUGACAAGUAUGGGAUGUGGAAGCAAUUAAUAUUUCAACCCGUGUUUACGCUCUGCUGAGUGCUGACUGUGAUACUAGUUUCGCUGAAACAAUAUUACACAACGUGACCGGUCCUAACCUAUCUUCAGUGUUGACUAUUCAGUCAUAUAGUGUUAAACCGUCAUGCUUUCCAUUAAGAACUUGUGCAAUCUCGGAUCUAGUGCGGCAAGAUUUAAAGCAAAAUCACGUGCUGUACCUAUAAAUUUGUUCCACACCUCAGUAUGGCUUAAAAAACAAGCACCCAACACCUACGAUAAAGGAGCCCACUCAAUUUUGUACUAUUUAACGGCUGGAGGAGUUUUGAUUGGGGGUCUCAGUUAUGCCGCAGUACCUAUGUACCGUAUUUUCUGUCAAACCACAGGUUUGGGUGGUGAAGUGCAAACAGGUCAUGAUGCAGAAAAAGUUGCUAAUCUAACGAAGAGACCUGACAGGCAACUUACAGUAAGGUUUACUUCAGACACUUCAUCGGGCAUGAUGUGGGACUUCAAACCGCAACAAGCUCAAUUGAAGGUCAUUCCUGGUGAAACAGCGUUAGCAUUUUACACAGCAACCAACCCCACUGAUAGACCAAUCAUUGGUGUCAGCACAUACAAUGUUAUUCCAUACGAAGCUGGACAAUAUUUCAAUAAAAUACAAUGCUUUUGCUUUGAAGAACAAAUGUUAAAUCCACAUGAACAGGUGGAUAUGCCAGUAUUUUUCUACAUUGAUCCAGAAUAUGACGAUGAUCCAAAACUUUAUAACAAAGAUGAAAUUAUCUUAUCAUACACAUUUUUUGAAGCAAAGGAGGGAUUUAAGCUACCAAUUCCAUCAUAUGUAAACAAGAAUCACUAGAAUUAUGAUCUAAUACUGUUCUAUUAUAAAUUUAAAAAUAAAAUCUUAUUAUUUUAUUCAUGCUA